Molecule: messenger RNA, 1610 nt
Organism: Cryptomeria japonica (Japanese cedar)
Lineage: Eukaryota; Viridiplantae; Streptophyta; Pinopsida; Cupressales; Cupressaceae
Product: serine/arginine-rich SC35-like splicing factor SCL33
Exons: 8
Coding region: 5-982 (325 amino acids)
Molecular function (GO): RNA binding
Source: RefSeq, a predicted model, not a curated record
AAUAAUGAGGUACAGAAGCCCAAAUUACAGUCCUUCACCUAGGAGAGGACGUUAUAGAACUCCUAGUUACAGCCCUUCACCCAGGAGGCGGCAUUAUAGAAGCCCAUCUUACAGCCCUUCACCUUAUAGGGGGCAUUAUAGAAGCCCAAGUUACAGCCCAUCACCCAAGAGGAGGCGUGGAAGAAGUCCAAGCUACAGCCUUUCACCAAGGAACAGACAUUACCGAAGCUCAAGUUAUAGCUCUUCUCCAAGAAGAGCAGGUUACUAUAGAAGGCGAUCAAUUUCCAGCCCAAGAAAAUCUACUACAAGCCUCUUGGUCAGGAAUCUUCAUCCAUAUUUAAGGGUGGAUGAUCUCCGUGGACCUUUUAGAGAGUUUGGGCCUAUUAAGGAUAUAUAUCUUCCCAGAGACUACUAUACAGGAGAACCCCGUGGGUUUGGCUUUGUGCAGUUCUUUAAUCCUGCGCAUGCAGCUGAUGCAAAAUAUUACAUGGAUAGACAAAUAGUUCAGGGUCGAGAAAUAGCUGUUGUCUUUGCGGAAGAGAGUAGGAAGACACCAUAUGAAAUGCGGAGUAGGCAGAGAAGUAGAUAUGGUAGCUAUCAUUCACGAUCUUAUGAGCGAUCUAUUUCCUACUCCCUCUCCCGAUCGCGAUCGCGUUCCUUGUCUCGUUCAUGCUCUCUUUCUCCAAGGAGGCGGCAUUAUUCAAGGUCAGUUUCUCUAUAUGAUGAUAGGCAACGAGAGGGCUCCUAUUCUUACUUGUCUGGUUCUAGGUCCUCGAGUCAAAGAAUUUCAUUAUCCAGAAGCAGGUCUCCUCCUCCUGAAAAAUAUUCACAUAGUAGGCAGAAAGAACCAUCCAUAUCAUUUAGCCGCUCCAGGUCUUAUUCUCAGUCAUCAAAUAGGAAUGGAAGAUAUGAAUACGUGGAAUCGAAACAUAAGGAGCAAUUAAGAUCAACUUCUCCAAGGUCAAGCAAAUAUCUGAAGUAGAAAUCGUUGGGCUGUUGCCAAUACCUGCAUAUUUUUUGCAGAAUGGGCUGAAUAGGAUGCUUGGAUUUUUGAUAAUCUCGACUCAGUUGUACACCGUAUUUGUUCAAUUUAGAAAUACUGUUUUUAGUGGUGUUCGUUUGGGCCUGUUGACAAAUGUAUGUGUGUUUUUCUGGUCAAGAAAGUUGACUGACAGAUUAUGGUUGAUCUAACAGAACGUAUGAUGUGGACAUUCUACCCAAAGCUAUGGCUGAAAAUACUUCUUGUUUAUAAUCACGGUGACAUUUAGCAGAAACUACUAGUUCUGUAAGUAAGUGUAGACCCAGGGAAACUAUGUUUUAGGUCACAGAUAAUUUGUUCGCCAAGCUGGUACAGCAUCUUUAACAGUUGAUAUCGAAUGUGCUCACAUUGUGCAGUAUUAGUGUCAUGUAGUGUUGUAUGAGCGUAUUUUUGUGUGCAUGUCUUUAUGGAUAUGGAAUGGUAAAAAGCAUAUUCAACCUAUGGAUUUGCCUUUAACUUGGGCAUAUUCAACUUGGAAAUUUCAAAUUUCCAUUGAAUCUAUGUGAAAUAGUCGUUCUUAUUUUGUUUGACUUUAACUUGGGCUCUCCCAAAUGUGAAGCUUUUCAUUUUC